Salmo salar (Atlantic salmon) is the source of this 4028-nucleotide messenger RNA. RefSeq names its product transmembrane protein 62 (gene tmem62). The record is from RefSeq and is a predicted model, not a curated record. Gene Ontology annotation, molecular function: hydrolase activity. Lineage: Eukaryota; Metazoa; Chordata; Actinopteri; Salmoniformes; Salmonidae.
GAGUCAAGAGAUUUGGUUUGGAACUGGACCCUAAAUUACACCCGCGCAGGGACUUGUGGGAGUGAGUCAUAUAGCGAUGACGUUGCCAUGCACAACCGGAUGCUCAAGCUGUUCGGAGCGCUAGUCAUUGUGGGACUAGCGCUGGCGUGCUUAGCUUCCUGGGUGCUGGAGAGCUAUGACACCUCUUGGCACCCCAAACGGAGUGUUCGGCAGUUCAACGCCGGGGAUGGAGAGGAGGCUAGUAGGACAUGUCUUCCUCCGUAUCCCGGCGGCGAAUUGGAUAACAUAUUCUGGUUCGUGCAGGUGUCUGACAUUCAUAUCAGCCGAUUCCAUGACAAAAAACGAAUUUCAGACUUUGAGAAGUUCUGCACUGAUACCGUUGAAGUGAUCCAACCUGCUCUUGUGCUCGCAACAGGAGACCUGACGGAUGCGAAGACCGAGAGCAAGGUGGGCUCCCUGCAGCAUGAGGUGGAGUGGCAGGCCUAUCACGACAUCCUGAAGAGGUCUCGGGUGCUGGAACGCACCAAAUGGAUUGACAUCCGCGGAAACCAUGAUGCCUUCAAUAUUAUUUCCUUGGAUAGUGUCAACAACUACUACAGGAAGUACUCAGCCAAUCAGAAAGUUGGAUCCUUCCACUAUGUCCACAAGACUCCAUUCGGCAACUACUCCUUCAUCUGUGCUGAUGCAACCAUCACCCCCGGACCCAAGCGGCCAUACAACUUCUUUGGCAUUCUCAACCAGACUCAGAUGGACCUGUUGGCAUCCUUCAGGACUGAGAGCCACAGCAGCAACCAGACCAUCUGGUUUGGCCACUACACCACUUCAACGGUCAUCUCCCCCGCUCCAGGGGUGAGAGGCGUGAUGAGCUCGGCUGUAGCGUACCUGUGUGGUCACCUACACACGCUGGGCGGCCUGAUGCCUGUACUACACAGCAGACACGCUGAGGGCACCCUGGAACUGGAGCUAGCCGACUGGAUGGACAAUCGCAGUCCCUCUUUCUCUCCCAAUUUCUUUCUUUCUUUCUCCCCCUCUCUUCAGGUACAGAGUGCUGGCGUUCGACCACGACCUGCUGAGUUUCAUGGACCUGAAGUUUCAGCAGUGGCCUGCAGUACUCAUCACCAACCCCAAGGAGGCGCAGUACCUCCAUCCUGGAGUGGAGCCACUAGGGAGAAUACAAAGCUCUACCCACAUCAGGUGUCCCCUCUGAUCCUGGCCUUCUCUGAUGCCCCGGUCACAGCAGUUCACGUCAGCGUGGACGGGGUGGAGAUGGGUAAAGGCCAGUCUGCUGGAGGUCCUCUGUAUGUGGUGCCGUGGGAACCCUCGCUCUACCUCACUGGGCUGCACACUGUCACUGUCAAAGUGAAGGACGCGGUGGGGCGGUCGACUUUCCGAGAACAGCUCUUCACCCUGGAAGAGGACCUCUCCCCUAGCUUUGGUUUCUUCCAGUCCUUCAUCCUGCUCACUGACCACUACAUUCUGGCCCGGGUAGCCUUUGUCGCAGGGAUGCUGCUGAAUAUUGGAGUGCUGGUGGCGUUCAGGUUCAUGCCUCUGCCCUCUGUCAGAGUGUCUUCAAGUCUGUCCUCUUGUGCCUGUCUGUCCCUGCACCUGGUCAGUAAAGCAGACACUUUCUACUACUCUCUACUGCUCUUCAACCUCUGCACUGCCUUAGGUCCCUGGUUCAUAGGAGAGUUGAUUGAUGGUCACAGUGGGGCUUGCUUUGCCUUCGGAGUGGUUAUCGACGGACACUUCCUCGAGGGAAGUCUCACUUAUGUUGUUGGGGUUGUGCAGCUGCUCUUCUUCAACAUGCCUCUCACCUGUUACCUGUGCUGGAGCCUUCACCUGCGUAGUCGUGGUAACUCCUUCCGCUCACACUUCUUGCGUCCGGGCUAUCGGUGGAAGACGCUGGGGGUGCAUACGGCCAUGUUGCUGCUGCUAGCCUGGCAGGGAUACUCUUGUUACUUCCUGCUGGAGACAUAUGGACCUCUGGCCUUCUUCCUGUCCCCAGUCCGCACGUGGGCAGUAGGGAUCGCCCUGCUAUUGGUCUACCGCGCCUGGAAGGGCCCCGCCCCAUCUCCAUGACGACAGCAAGACAACCACAGCCUCUUGACAGUUGCACUUACUUUCUACUGGGCGAUUCUCUUAGUUAUGGCAAACUACAUUGGCUCUCUACUUUUCUAUCCCAUAUUUCAGAGUACUCUUUUGUGCAAAGUUGUUUCUCACUCUCCCUUCAAAGCUACUUUCCCCUCAUGAUCCUAUUUCCCACAUUUUUAAACAGUUUAAAAGUAGUUGUUUCAUAUGCAUGUUAGUGUAUUGCAUGUGUAGACCCCACCCCUAUACACAGUCAGCGCUAUGAAGGUGUUGGUACAGUGAAGUCACUAGUUUAGUGUAUAUAUUGUGGAUAGAAUUGAUUGUUCAGCCAAUAUGACUGCUGUUCCUCAGAAGGCUGAUGUAGACAUUGAAGAGUCUCUCGCCGCUGUAUUCUGCUGUGGUAAAACGUAUGUAUUAGUUGCCCACUUGACUUGUAGCAGUUAUUCAAUUCAAAGUUUUGCCUCGGCCAACUGACAUCACCACUGCCAGAGGAUACGUAAACAGUCCUGCUCUGGCAGGUUUUGUAUUUGGUUAUUGCAAACUAGCUAAGAUAUCAGCUGUUUCUCAGGAAUAGGAGGACUUGAACCAAAAACAGACUGACGACCCAUUUUUUAUAUAUUCAAUAUUAGCUCAGUGGUGAAUCUAUCCACUUAAAGCAUGUUAAACAAUCAACACUUGUGAUAAAUGAAUGUUAAAUAAUAGCAAGGGUGCAAUGACCUGAGAUUGUGCUGGUUUAAUUUGUGGUUAUUCUCUAUUGAGAAGUUGAUUUGGGCAGCUUUGUGUUAUGUAUAGAACACAUUUUGGGGAGUUUCAGACCAGCACUGGGUGCUCGACUUAGACUGUAAUUGGUGCAGGAGCUCAAGCAGUAGAAAUGUUGAGGUGUCAGUACUCUGCUCCGGUGAUCUCCUGCCAAAGUCAAGCACUACUCUGGACUAUCAGGGUUGGGGUCCAAUUUCUACAUUGAAUUAAGAAAACUGGAAUUUCAGUUUGACAAACGACUCAAUUUUACUGCUAGUACCGCCCACAAGCAAUGUGACAUGGCUUCCACACCAAGGGUUGAAGUGUCUCGUUUUACCAUCAUGUCCACGUCCCAUUGACCUCACUUCCCCUGGGAUGGGAUCUUCAGUCAGGGAGUUGUGGUUCUCUAUAGAAGAUAAAGUUGGUAUUGGUUCUAUGUAUCAGAGUUCAUUAGAGCAUCCAAGUUGCCCAAUGCUGAUUAUGAAGUGGCGAUUUCAUGACUUGAUUGUCCAGAGCUGUACUUUUUAUUCAUGUCAGCUUUAACACCAGAAUGUGAAGGGUUGGCUCAGUUUCACCAGCACUUGCCCCAAGCUAAGUAGGUAGCCUGGGUGCCAGUGUGAUAUUUUGCCAACUCCAUGUCAGGCCAAACAUUACAAUUCCAUAAGGACUUUGCAUGAGAGCAGAAAUAAAUGGCACCUGGGCAGAGCAUAACCACUACUUUGAUACGUUUGCUGUACUGUUACUCAUAAAAUAGAUUGUGGCAAGUGUAAAAUCAGAUACCCAUUUUCAAAUUGAUAAUUGAAAAGUUUAGAUUUUAUUAAUGGUUUAUAGUGCUGUGAAAUAAAUUGUUUAGUCAAAUGGAAUCAGAUCUAAGACUUCCUUGAAUUCUUUGCAAUUUAGCAUGUUGAUAAUUAGACUGUCACAGAUAAGUUAAGUAUUUUACAAAUGGUACAAGUAAAGAGACAUGCAGUACAGUGUUGUAACUACAAAUAAUUUUAUUCAGUCCAUCCAGUUAUUGUCAGUAUAGAAAGCAAAGGCAGGAAGUAGUGUAAACAACAAAAAAGCUUGUGAUUCCAGUAGCUUCUGAUGGUGCCACCAGGGAUUUGAAUCAAUCUGAUAUUUUAAUGAUCUGUUUACCAAUGUUUCCUCCUUUCAUCAUGGAGCAAAAGGCCACUGCAAAAUAAAGUAAAGCUCAAUUCUCA